Schistosoma haematobium is the source of this 3466-nucleotide messenger RNA. Its product is annotated as blue light receptor. The transcript has 3 exons. The record is from RefSeq and is a predicted model, not a curated record. The coding region runs from base 271 to 3027 and encodes 918 amino acids. NCBI's taxonomy places the organism in Eukaryota, Metazoa, Platyhelminthes, Trematoda, Strigeidida, Schistosomatidae.
ACAAUAUUACACCGAUAGAAUGGAUCAAUAUAUAUAUAUAUAUAUAUAUAUAUAUAUAUAUAUAUAUAUCCAAAUAUGAUCAAAUUAAAUCAAUAAUGAAAGGUUACUAAUUCGAUUUGUUUGAACAUCUAAGUGUAACAUAACAAUCUAAUAUUGAUAGAAUAUGGGAACUAAUGUGAAAUUAAUGGAAAUCUGACUUAUGUAUAAAUAGUUUAUAAGUAGUAUAGUUUGAUAUUAAUUACUUUAUUAUUAUUAUUAAUAAUACUAUUAAUGGAUGAACUUCAACGCCUUUAUGAACAUCAAACAAUGAUGGCCAUCAGAAUAUAUUCAUUUUUAGAUAAUAUAUUAACUCAUUUACCAUCAUCACGUACUAAUAACAAUAAUGAUAAUGAUAUUGAUACAGUUCAUUCGUUGAAUAAUACACAUAAUUCUAUGAAUACUAAUGAUUAUGUAAGUAGUAUAUUAUCUAGACAAGUGAACAUGGAUCAUCAUCUUCAUCAGCGGCAUCAACAAUAUCCAUAUACUACUACUACCAAUGUGAUGGAUGAGUUAAAUACUUCUGUUGGAGAUAUAUUUCCUAGAACAUAUGAAAAUACACAAACAUUAUCAUCAUUAUCCUCUUCAUCAUCAAUAACAUCAGUUUCAUCAACAUGGUUAUUAAAUGAUAUGAAUUUGACAACAAUAUCUAAUCCACAAAUUUAUUCAUCUACCUUAUAUGAUACGAUUAAUAAUCAUACAAUAAAUAAUAUUAGUAAUAAUAAUGAUAAUGAUUAUAAUAAUUCAAUAUCAAAAGAGAUUCAACCUGGAGGUUAUUGUGAAGAAAUAUUCAUUUAUUUAUCGAAUAGUGAAAGACAAGAAUAUUUGUGUACGAUAUGUUACAUGAUACUUAAAGAAGCUUAUCAGUGUCAAAACCAGCAUAAAUUUUGUUAUGGUUGUAUAUAUACUUGGUCUACUGGACCAACAACUGGUCAUGAUAGUUGUCCAGUAUGCAGAUGUGAUGGUUUGUAUGCAAAGAAUUAUGAUUUAAACGAAAGAAUCAAUAAAAAACGUAUUCGAUGUCCAACAGAUGGUUGUAAUUGGAUGGGUUCAUUAAGUGCAUAUCAACAACAUGAACAUCGACGUUAUAGUCCAUAUGAAUUAGAUUUAUUAUUAAUAGAUUGUAAAAAAGAUCAAAUGAAAUCAUUUUCAUCAUCAUUACUUCCAAUAACAACACAAAAUCAAAUGGUACAUAAUAAAGAAAUACCUAUAAAAUUCAAUGAUAUACCACAGAGAAAUGAAUUACUACAAAUCAAUAAUAAUAAUAAUAAUAAUAAUAAUAAUAAUAAUAAUAAUAAUAAUAAUAGCUCACUACUUCACAAUAAUCAAAUAAAUUUGAAUCUUGGACAAGUACCUACUGUAUGUGAACCAAUCAGUCAAUCAACUGAUCAAUUAUCUGAGACUUCAACUCAAAGGUUGUUAACAACAACAACAACGGCAACACAAAGACAAAUACGGCCAUUAAGAAAUGGGAAUAGGCAAAGACAGAGUAGAAUUCAAAAUAGAUCCAUUUUAAGUACAAGUGAGAGUGUAAAUCAAUCGGAAAAUAAUAAUAAUAAUAUUAACAUGGAAGAAACAAGAAUAAAUAAUUCACAUGGAACUACUAAUCAUACACGUACGCAGGGAUUACAAAGUGAACAACAUCAACAAAGAAUUUUAAACACACCAGUUCAUUCAAGACGAACAAGAUCACAUGUAGCAUCAAAUACACAUAUAAAUCAAACAACGAAUAAUAUUGGACAUAGACAACGAAUUAAUGUAAGGGAUUCUAGAAUACGUGUUGAAAGAUUACCUAAUUUAAGAAGACAACGACAGAUAAGAAAUGAACAAAUACAACAAUCAUUAACUCAUGCAUCCACUCAAGAAUACGAUAAUGAAUUUAAUUCGACUGAAAUAAAUAGCUUACUAAAUGUGAAUUCCAAUGAUAUUCACAGUCAAUGUUUAGAAGAGGAAUUUAUGGGAGAUCAUACCGAGUUAAAUGUAACGGAUCAACAUUCAGAUAAUCAAAUUAAUCUUCCAGCCAUCAGAUUUAAUGAAACAUUCACUUGUAAUUUAAAUACACAGCCGUUACAUAAUAAUAGUAAUGAUGAUAAUAAUAAUAACACUCAGACACUUUUAAUAAAUAAUUCAGUACAACGAACAAAUCGACCACUUGAGUUUCGACGUCUAGUUCCUCAAAGACAAAGAAGAGUAGUUCAACAAUUAAGAGAAACACGUGAACAAUUAGCUGCAAUGCUUCGUCUUAUGACUAUGGAAUUAGAAGAAAGACAAAAUCGUGUUUUAAUUCCAAAUCUAGAUAUUGGUACAAGAACUCGACCGUUAAGAAAUCCAAAUAAUUUAUUUUGUGAAAAUACGGAAGAUAGUAUGUCUACACCAUAUGUGAAUAAUACAGUAAAUCGUGAGUUAACGGAAUAUAACAAUCUGCAUACUUCAAACACUCCAAGAAAUGUUCACAGAACAAAUGUAUAUAAUAAUGAUAUGCAAGAGAAUUAUUACACAUCUCAGUCAAUUAACUCAAACAUUCUUAAUUCAGUUAACAGUAACAAUACUAGAGACUUAUCGCGAACACUUCUUACACCGACCUACAGGGAGCAAACUAUUACCAAUCCUUUCGCUAAUUUCAAUUCACAACAGAAUAAUAAUAAUGAUAAUAAUAAUAAUAAUAAUAAUAAUAAUAAUAAUAAUAAUCAGUACAACACACCUGUAACAUCAACAACUAAUAUAACGCUAACGUCUUCAUCCCCAUUAAUUUCAACAACACGAUUAUUAGCAAGAUUACGUUUGAAUGCAUUGCAGCAAACAUCCCCAAUAGUUUUCUUUACGUCGAACAAUAAUAAUAAUAUUACUGGAAAUGUAAAUUCAUCUAAUAGACAGGAAAUUUUAUCAUCAUCAUCAUCACUGACAACUACAAUGUCAUCUUUAUUGACAGGUGAUAGCAGUAACAAUGAUAAUGAACACAAUCAUGACGUCAGUGAUGAUGAAACAGACUGAAACAAUCAACGAAUGUUUCAUCGGGUGAUUAAUGAAGGGAUGGGAACUAUUUUUGAAUAAAUAAUAGCCAGAUAGAUAAUAAGUGUGCAUAAAUAUAAAUAUAUAUAUAUAUAUAUAUAUAUAUAUAUAUAUAUAUAUAUAUAUAUAUAUAUAUAUAUAUAUAUAUAUAUAUAUAUAUAUACAAAAAUAAGAGGUUUCAUUCUAUCUAUAUAAUCAAAUAACUGACAAAAAACACUUUCAAAUAUAGCACUUCGAGAGUGUUUUUACUUUCUUGUAUUAGCUACUACUAUUACUAUUGAUAAUAAUUAAUCAGGUUUGUACUUUAAUGUCCCAGAUAUUGAACUUGUAAUUUACAGAAAAAUUGAAGCAAUUGUUUACAAAGAGUUUAGACUCAAAUAAAAAGGGUCUAUUAUUUUAGUCCUUGGAUAUCAAUCAAAGA